Messenger RNA from Hypanus sabinus (Atlantic stingray), 14244 nucleotides. RefSeq names its product electrogenic sodium bicarbonate cotransporter 1-like. Gene Ontology annotation, cellular component: basolateral plasma membrane; plasma membrane. The record is from RefSeq and is a predicted model, not a curated record. Gene Ontology annotation, molecular function: monoatomic anion transmembrane transporter activity; solute:inorganic anion antiporter activity; sodium:bicarbonate symporter activity. NCBI's taxonomy places the organism in Eukaryota, Metazoa, Chordata, Chondrichthyes, Myliobatiformes, Dasyatidae. Bases 1 to 3006 code for a protein of 1001 amino acids. The transcript has 22 exons. Gene Ontology annotation, biological process: bicarbonate transport; regulation of intracellular pH; transmembrane transport.
AUGACACCAGAGGAGAAAAAAGAGCUGCUCUUCAAUAAGACCAAUGAAGCUCCCAGUGAUAAUGAAAGGAAAUCUGAGUUAUGUAGUCGCAGUUCUCUUUUAAUCUCACAAGCAGUAAAUAGAAGUAUAUUUAACAUAAAGGCUUCACCUGCUACUGAGAGAACCUGCUCCAUUCUGGGUGAAGAGGAUGAACCCAAGGUCCCUCCGCUCUUCACUGAAUUAGAUGAACUUAUUUCAAUUAACGAGAAAGAAUUUCAUUGGAAGGAAACAACGAGGUGGAUAAAGUUUGAGGAAAAAAUAGAAGAAGGAGGUGAAAGAUGGAGCAAACCUCAUGUUGGCACACUGUCUUUACACAGCUUAUUUGAACUACGUACCUGCAUCGAAAAGGGAACACUUCUGUUUGACUUAGAAGCCAAAAAUUUUAAGGAGAUAUUAGAGAUAAUUAUCAACAAAGAAAUCAUAAAUGGAAAUCUUAGAAGUGAACUCAAGGAAAAAGUCACAUAUAUCCUUCUUAGGAGUCAUAAGCACCACACAAAAAAGUCCAGAAUACAGGUUAUGGUUGAUUUAGGGAGGAGAAUUUCCUGCACAAGUAAAUCUGCUCCCUUGAAUUAUAACAGAACUACAGAUAUUUCUAAUGAACUCUCGGGAAAACCACUCCGGGAACAGCUGGAAAAUAAGUUCAAAAAGCAGAUCCCGGCGGGUGCUGAAGCCAUUAAUGUGCUUGUAGGUGAAGUAGACUUUCUGGAUAAGCCAUUUGUUGCCUUUGUUCGACUAAAACAGGCAGUGAUCCUUGGGGCUCUUACAGAGGUGCCUCUGCCAACCAGAUUUCUCUUCAUUCUUCUGGGGCCAAGAGCAAAGGCAAUGAUUUAUCAUCAUAUUGGGAGAGCUGUUGGAAUUUUACUUACAGACGAGUUAUUCCAUAUUGCAGCAUUCAAAGCAAAAGCAAGAGAAGACCUUCUAGUUGGAUUUGAUGAUUUCCUUGAUGAGGUAACUGUGCUUCCUCCCGGGAGAUUGGAUCCCACUUUACGAAUAGAACCACCGAAGCUACUUCCAUCAGUACACAAGAGAAAAUCUGCAUAUUCCCGUAGUUCUAAAUCUUGCCUUCACAAAGGAGGUCGUAUUCAUGAAGAGAGGCAUGGGAGUACUCUGCAUGUUGCUGAAGAUUUGAAGAAAACAGGAAAGCUUUUUGGGGGAUUCGUUAAUGAUAUCAAAAGAAAAGCACCAUGGUUUGCCAGUGACUUUUAUGAUGGUAUGAACCUCCAGUGCCUUUCGGCUAUCCUGUUCAUCUAUUUGGCCAGUGUAACAAAUGUAAUUACAUUUGGAGGCAUAUUGGGAGAUGCAACUGAUAAUAUGCAGGGAGUAGUGGAGAGCUUUCUCGGAACAGCAAUAGCUGGAGCAGUAUUUUGUCUCUUUGCUGGUCAGCCAUUAACAAUUCUUGGUAGCACUGGCCCUGUGUUAGUCUUUGAGCGCCUUUUAUUCAACUUCAGCAGCGAUUAUAAGCUCGACUAUUUGGAGUUUCGUCUUUGGAUUGGACUGUGGACAGCAUUCUUUUGCCUCCUCCUGGUUGCCACCGAAGCUAGCUACCUAAUCCAAUACUUCACGCGAUUCACUGAGGAAGGCUUCUGCACAUUAAUCAGCUUCAUUUUCAUCCAUGAUGCUUUUAAGAAAAUGCUUAUUUUGGCCAAGAAUUAUCCAAUCAAUUCUGAUUACAAUGUUGACCACGUUACACUAUAUGACUGCUCUUGUCUACCGUCUGAAACAGGUAAUGUUUCAAGUCUAUUUAACAAAACAACCGAGGCAAACUUUGAACUUGGCCCUGUCUCCUACAAUGUAACUUUUGACUUGGCAUCUGGCAACUGGUCUUCACUGACAAAAAAGGAUUGUCUGAAGUUUGGAGGACAGCUAGUUGGUGAAACCUGUGACUAUAUUCCAGAUAUUGCACUGAUUUCUUUCAUUCUAUUCUUCGGAACAUUUGUUUGUUCCAUGUCACUGAAAAACUUUAAAACAAGUCGAUAUUUUCCAACCGCAGUCAGGAAGUUGAUCAGUGACUUUUCCAUAAUUUUGUCAAUACUGAUCUUCUGUGGAGUUGAUAUCCUUGUUGGCGUGGACACCCCCAAACUCAUCGUGCCAAGUGAACUCAAGCCAACAAAUCCAAACAGAGGGUGGUUUGUGUAUCCAUUUGGAGCAAAUGAAUGGUGGAUAUGCCUCAUUGCGAUUGUGCCUGCUUUACUCGUCACAAUACUUGUGUUUAUGGAUCAGCAGAUUACUGCAGUCAUCUUGAACCGUAAAGAACAUAAGCUCAAGAAAGGUGCUGGCUUUCACCUAGACCUGUUCUGGAUAGCUCUUCUUUUGAUUCCUACUUCAUUCAUGGCUCUGCCCUGGUACGUGUCUGCAACUGUAAUAUCCCUUGCGCACAUAGACAGCUUGAAAAUGGAGACUGAAAAAUCUGCCCCUGGUAUAGAACCCACAUUUAUGGGAGUGAGGGAACAGAGAGUGAGUGGGCUGGUUAUUUUUAUUCUCAUUGGUUUAUCGCUCUUCCUGGCUCCAAUUCUUAAGUAUGUGCCAAUGCCAGUACUGUACGGAAUCUUUAUGUAUAUGGGUGCAUCUGCUCUCAGCAGCGUCCAGUUUAUGGACAGACUGAAGCUGCUGUUGACACCUCCCAAUCACCAGCCUGAUUUAAUAUACUUGCGUCAUGUCCCACUGCGCCGCGUUCAUCUGUUCACGUUAAUCCAGUUCUUGUGUUUGGUUGUGUUGUGGGUUCUGAAAUCAACGGAUGCUGCAAUAAUCUUUCCAGUUAUGCUCCUGGCUUUGGUGGGGAUACGAAAGUCAAUGGAAUGCAUCUUCAGUAGACAUGACCUAAGCUGGCUUGAUGAUGUAAUGCCGGAGAGAGAGAGAAAAGAAAUAGAGGAAAAAAAUCCAGAGAAGGACAUUUCGAGUAUUGAAAGCGAAGAUUCUGAAUACCGGUAUCUACAAAAAGCACCUGACAUAAAUAUCUCCUUGAAUUGAAAGAAUAAAUGGAUAGUACACUACUCGUGGUGAUGUUCCCAGUGAAAGAGACUUGGAAUGUUGAUGUCUAACAUUGGAUGGAGUUGCUGGAAGAAAUAAAAUGAAAUUGUUCUGAUCACAAAAUGGAAAAUAACUCUUAUUAAUUUGUGAAAAAUAGUUACUCAUUGAUUGUUUUAAUUGAAAAGGAACCUUGAACAAGUUCAUCUGCAUCUUUACCCACUUUGUCAUUGUUUUAAAACCAAAGUACCUUUAACUGGAAUACCUACCCUUCCAUUAAAGUACAGUAUUUGAGUUUUUGUUUUCACUGGUGGGUGUAAGUUACAGUAGUGAAGCAGUUUCAUUUGUAUCCUUGUUUACAGUCAUUUCAGUUAUAAAGGAAUCUUUGAAGUUGCAUUAAGAUUAGGUGAAAAGUUUACACAUCUUUCAGUCAAAAAGUUGGGAAGAAAAUGUUUAUUUAAAAAAACAUUCAUGCCAUACCUCUGAUAAUAAAUUUAUUGCAAUUGGGAACUUUAAAGUACAAUAGAUUAAAAUACAUUUUAAUGAUACCACUAGUAAGAGCAACUUUUCUCUUAUAAUUUUGCUGAUGCCAGUGCUAAUUCUCUUUAAAACCGAAAUGGCAUUUUAUUCCAAUGUUUAAAACACAACAAAGUUGGGAUUUUUGGGGGCGAGUCUGCCUCAGUGCCCUUCUCAUUCCCAGAAAUAAAGUUAAUUUUCUUUUUACUAAUUCAUUUCUUGGCACUUGAAUGUCACUGGUAAGGUCAGUGUUUAUUGCCCAUUCCAAGUUUUACUUAUUGAUAGUGAUCCUUUCUGGUAAAGAUAGUUCUACGCACAGUCAAUAGUUCAAAACGUUAUCCUAUCGGGGGUUCUGUAAAUGAAAAACACUUGUUACACAUAAUUUAGAUUUAUUGCUGUGUGUGGAAACUUUUAAUUUUAAAAGGUAAAAGGAGAAUUUAUUGGAAUGUAUACUCUGUGCUCUUUUGCUCUGGGCCUAAGUUAGAAGCCAAAGUGAAGGAGUUAACGUUGUCUUGGCACAUUUCCUGCAGGAGCAAGUUUAUGAAAUCUCUGAUAAUCUAAGACAGAUUAACACUGAACUGAUUUCCAAGUCAGUAGCUCCCCAAUGAACAAAAUGUACAGUUUUAAAAAUAGAAAAAAAACUGAAUGGCAAGUUAUUAUUUUUGUGAUUUUUUUUAAAUGCAUAAUCUGAACCAAUAUAUGUCAUGACCAGUUAAUUGUGGCAAAGUUGCAAUUAUUUAAGGAGAAAAAAAACAGGGAAAGAACUCGUGUUUGAAAUGAUAAAAUUAAUAUAGAGAAAUGAUACACAGACCAUAUAAAAAUACAACUAUUUGAGUUUGUUAAAAUGACAAUUUCUCAUUAGUACUGAAAAUAACACCUUGAAUAUAAGUUGCACCUUUAAUGUUACAAAAUACUCUAAGGCAAAACAGAAGAAUAUUAUCAAACAGUAUUUGAUAUUGACCAUACUGGAACAUAUUAGGAUAAAUUUUGAUUCAAAGGAUAUGUUGUAAGGACCAUCUUAAAUGAAAAAAAUACAGAGAAUCAGAGAGGAUAAGUGUUGACUUAUUGUAAAAGAAUGUUUGAUGGGUUUGAGUACCAUAGGCUGAAAUAUCUGUUUGAAUGCUGUAACUCUGACUCUAAGGUAUACAGCAGGGAAGUCAUGUCGACAUAUUGAUGAGAUUAUACUCAAUAAUAGAGGCCAGUAGAACACUGAAAUAAAAGAAGGGAAGGAGCUGUUGUUCAAUUUGAACAAGAUCCAGACAUUUUAAGAAUGACAUCUAAACCGCAUACAUUUACCAAGGGAAGAGGAACUUGCCUAUAAAGAGAGUUGAUGACUUAAGAUUUUUAAAUCCUCUACUUGUAAAGGUUUUCGAAGUAAAUAAGAACCAUAAGAAAACAAAUUGUCUCCAAUAAUGUCGCAUUGACUGGUCACAAAUCUACAUUAAUCAUAAAACAUUUGAAGUUGAGGAAAAAAAUAUGUAGUGAGUGGUCGGUAGAAUGUGGAAUUCUCUGCCAUAUGUGAUCGUUGCAACAGAUAAUCAUUUUAAAAGGAGUUAAAUCAUUUUUUUGAAACUGUAUUAAAAUAUACAAAGGAAGCAUGGGAGGGAUAAAGAUAAAUGAACUAAACAGGAUGAAGAGCAAAAUCCCAGUGUAGAUUUGUUUAAACUAUAGCUUUCUUUCAGUGUUCUUGUGUAAGUAUGAAAUUAACCUGUUGUUUUUGUUGAUUUUUCAAGAACCAGAAUGUAGAAAUUUCUACAUAAUGUCUUGUUUUAGCCAAAUCACUGAUAUGUAUUUUGAAAAAGAUUCUUUUUAAUUGUUUGUCAGGUAUCAAAUAACUGUUUACAUCUAUAUCUGAGACUGGAUUUAUAGUUUGAUUGCAGUAUCAAAUACUAGUUUUUGAUAGUUUGUUCCUUUCAUUAGUUAUUCCUAGCCCCUUGGUUGCAAAAGCAAUUGAUUAGUAAUUUUUUUAUAACCAUGUAAAGUACAGUCAAACUUCAAUAAUUUACCAUCCGUUGUUCUGGAAUGAUUACGGUUUAACAUUGAGCCGACAUAGUAGUUCAGAGUAUGAGUCAGAGGCCCAGAGUGCAGGGUAGGUGUGCAGCCAGCAUAGGAUCUGGAACAUUUUCUCCUUUACUGGCUUUCUUCCCUCUUCACUCUCAGCUUUGAUGCAAUGUAUCAACCUGAAAUAUCAACAUUUCCAUUCACACAGAUGACACUCAACUACUGAGUUCCUCCAGCGGGAUCAGGAACUUGGCCAGCAAUGCAGCUACAAUAUUUUCUGCUCUUUUUAAACUCACUGUGUUCACUGGAAAACUUGUGCUGCUUUGAAAAUGUAAAAAGAAAUUGCAUCACAACUUCAGCAUCAGCAAGGUCUGAGAGUACCAGACUACCAGAGCUUUACUGUAUAUAAUAUACCAAUUUUUCAUUCUAAUUUGCAUUCUGAUUUAAGAUAAUGUACUAAAACUGUUGAAGAUCCUCUCUCUUGCUUCAUUUUUUUGGAGUUUGCUAUAUUAAGGCGGAGAUAACAGUAAAAGCUGAGCGAGUCGGGCAGACCUAUAAAGGAGAAACAGUUGAUGUUUCAGAUUACUGACCCAUCCACGGAACUGGAAAAUUGAGAAAAUGAAUGUGUUAAAUUGUGGAGUGGGAAAAGGGUGGACAGAACAAAGGGAAAGUUUGUGAUAGGGUUCAGAUUAAUGUUGUCUAGACAACACAAUGUUUUAGUGGCCAGGGGAAAGGACAAACUCUGUCUAAGCCGUGGAGCAGUGUAAACAGAGGAAGGUAAGAGAGAAAGGCUGGAACUGUGAAAUGCAGAGUAAGGCAGUCACUGGAAAUACUCAGUAAAUCACAUUGAUUCAUGGAGAGAGAAGAAGAGCUCAAUUACAGGUCUUGUUCCAGAACAGAGCACAAACAGGAAAGGCUAUGAUCCAAAAUUGUUGAGUUCGAUAUCAUAUCUGGAAGACUGCAACCCCCUUAUGCCAAAAUUCCUUAAAAGGGACUGAUUUCAAAUAUAAAUUCAAAGGUCCCGGUGAUCUACAUCCAAUAGUUUUGAAAGAUUUGCAGAUAGUAGAUAUUCUGGGUGUGUUUCAAAUUUCCACAGAUUCUAGAAUAUUCCUGUAGACUGGAGGGUUGUAAAAAUAAUCACUGCUCUUUAAGGAAGAGAAAACAAUUGAAGGCUAGUUAGCCUGACAUCAGUAUUAGGGAAAAUACUGGACUCUAUAGCUUUAUUAUCAGUCACUUAGAAACUAUAUAACUGAGAAGUGAUACGGAUUUAUGAAAGGAAAAUCAUUUUAAGACCUCUACUAGGUUGAGUAUGUAUGUAUUAGAGCAGAUGUACAGUAUUUAGAUUUUUAGAAAAUGCUACGAUUAUGUCAAAAUACUUGGAAUUGGGAGUAAUAGUCAUUUGAGUAUUUAAUGGACAGGAAACAAAGUGGGAAUAAAUAGAUCCUCAUUAGAUUGGUAGAUGAUUAGUUUUAUACCACAGAGAUUGAUGAUUGGACCCCAGUGUGGGUUCAAUACAUUUUUUGUACUUCAAAAUAUUAAAUUAAUUCAAAGGAAAACACGAGAGUCCAAAAAUACUGGUAUAGUAUAAUCAGAAUUUACUUCAAGUGAGACACGCACGUAACACGUAGUGGCGUGAUGACGCAUGCAUUCAACGUAUUUUUACAUCUAACCCGUAAUUAAGCAUUCUUGUUCAUUUCAAUAAUUAAUCAAACUAUAUAUAAUACUACGCAAAUAUGAUUGAAACAUUAAAUACACAACACUCCUGUAAACUCCACUCAAUAGUAAAUGCAUCCCCACUACAUACCGUGCUGUGGAUACAACUACAUACAGAGAGUAUGUUUAAAUUAUCCCGUUCAGACAUUAAGAUUUAAUCGCUGUAGAGAAUUUCUUACUCUUGAGAGGUAACGUUUUUCCUGACAAGGGGGACCAUUCUGUUUGGAAGGUGAGAAUCGUGGCUGUGAAACAAUCUCAUGUUCUGGCGUCUCCUCCGUGGAGAUUGUAGUUGACUCAGAGACUGCAGGAACUGGUUCUAACAAUGAUCGUCACCUUUCUUCUUCUUCCUUUUUCUUGUGGGUUGUGAAUCUUGAUCUUGGAAAGAUGCUUUUACUUCACUGGAGAAUUCUCUUAUUAAUCCUUCUAUUUGCUCCCUUUAUGAUCUGAUCUCUUUCUCCUGCACAACAUCACCUGACGAAUCAAUCCAUUGACUCCUUUCUUUUUGUCCUUUCAUUCAUCCAUCUGGGCUUUGGUCUUUGCAUCUAUUUUUACAAGCAGUGUUAUUUACAAGUUCAUGGGAUGACGUUAAUGAACGCAGAGUAGAUCCUGAUUCUUUAUUAUCACAAAAACCGGAUGCUUGCUACUUUUCUGAAGCUCCUUGAACUCUUUUCCAGCUUAAAACCAAGCCACAUUUCGCAAGUAACUGCCUGAUUAACAGAACAGAAACUUUCUCAGAUACGUUGCUUACAGAAAAUGUUGUAGUUGGACCACUGCUUUGAUUACUUACACGUUUCCUCUGAGCAGCACGGUCCUUUCUUGGUCCAAUAUGCUUUCCAACCACGACACGGGGGUUGGUACCAACACCUGUUUAUCCUCGGUUGGGCAGACUUUCAUGGUGUUCGGUAUGUAGACAGUUGUGGCAUCAUCCAAUAACUUUCUUAAUUCACUUUCAGUUGGGUUCAUUGCAAGGGUUAUGGCACGCAAACGGUGAAUGGAUCUCCAAUCAAGUUGUAGUAGUCUCAGCCAAUCACACCCCCACGAUGCUGGUCCUCCUGUUUUUACCACAUACAAGCUCAAUGUGACCUGUUGGUUGUUGUAUUUCACUGCAAAAAAUGUCACUCCCACAGGAUUUAUUUUUUCUCCAGUAUAAGUUCUCAGUUGGAUAUCUGGAGGCUUCAGUUUAGUAUUUAUGAAAUGCAGUUCAAACUCAUUUUGUAGAAUGACUGAGACAGCUGAACCGGUGUCCAGCUCCAUUUUUAUUUAAUUUGCAAUUCACUUCUGAUGUAAGCCAUAUUGCUUGUCUCUUGUUAGUUUUCACAUUAUGAAUCUUAGUACUCAGUCCAAUGUCACUCUCAGGUUUUUCCUCAACAGCAUGCAGAUUAGUGCUCUUUUUGAAACUGCAAAAUGGACUUUAAUCUUUUUCUCUUUUCUGCGCCAACAACUUAUGUUUGUCUGCCUGACGUCUUCUUUGUGUAUUGUCCUCCUUUGUUGCAUUUUCUGCAAGUUUUGCUUCUAAAUCUGCAUUUGUUUGGUCUUUAUGAGCCCCUGUCGCAAUAGUAACACAAUUUGCAGGGGCCAGGCCGGUUUCUGUUUAGACUUUGCAAUUUUGCUCACACUCACUUUCAUUCUUAACUGCAACUCAAUUGUGUCUCUGUCUGCAAUUUCCAUUGAAACAGCAAUUUCCACUGCGUGUUUGAAUGUGAGCUGUGAUUUCCACCAUGUAAGCUGAAAUGGAAUUGCCUUGCUUUUGAUUCUGCUUAUAAAACCUAAAAUAUUUUGCAAUCAACAAUAGCUUUGGUUCCAAGUGAUCCUGCAUUACUUUAACAAUAGAAGCAACGCUCAUUUAUGAUGGUUUAGUCAGAGAAGUCAAACUUUGAAGCAAACAGUAUGUCCUUAAACCUAAUGCCCUUGGCACUUGCUUCUUGUCGGUUAUUUCAUAUAGCAUUCCAAUAGCUCAGCAUACAUGAGCCAAUUACCGUACCGUAAUCAAACCCAUCAAUCUUUCUGAUGUAGCCAGGCAUUUCUGAUUUUUUUAAAGAUUAUAAUGACCUAGUAUUCACUUUAUAUGAACCCCGAAUUCAUCCGUUUUAAAACUUUUUUAAAGAACUAUCGUAUCUUCCCUUCCAAAGAAUAUAUGCUGUGCUGCUUUUUGCUUAAAACUCAACCAUCUUGCUGCAUGUGCUGGACUGGGUAUUUUACUCGAUGUUCCUCUGAAUUUGUUUUAGUUCGAACUGUUUUAACAGGUCAGCAGCCAUCUUGAGUUCAUUUAAAAAAUACAUUGUCACCAAUGUCAUGUUCUGUACUUCAAAACAUUAAACUAAUUCAAAGGAAAACACAAGAGUCUGGGAACAAGGGUGUAGUUCGAGUUUACUUUAAGCGAGGUCUGCAUGUAUCAUGUGGCAGUGUGAUGACAUAUGCAAUUAACGUAUUUUUACAUGUAACCCAUAACUAUUUAAAAGAACAAGAACAUAAAAAAACACACACACACACACACAUACAUACAUACAAGAUUACUCAAAUAUUAUUGAAACAUUAAAUACACAAUCGCUAUGCAUUUUUAAUAGAGACUGGGAAGUAUUGAUCUGCAAAGGGGUCUAGCAGCCAUUGUCUUGCUUCAUUGAAAAUUAUCAUCUGGGCACAAGAGGCAGAAAGGAAGACAAAUUUCAUGUUAUGUUCUUUAAGACUAUAAGAAAUGGAAGCAGAAUUAGGCUAUUCAAUCCUACAGUCUGCUCCAUCAUUCUAUUAUAGAUGAUAUGUUCCUCUCAAACCCAUUCUCCUGCAUUCUCCCCGUAACCUUUAAUGCCCUUUCAAAAAGUAGUAGAUACAGCCCAGUCCAUCACGGGUAAAGCCCGCCCCUCCACUGAACACAUCUACAUGGAGCGCUGUCUCUGGAAAGUGGCAUCUAUCAUCAAGGACCCUCAUUAUCUAGGCCAUGCUUGUUUCUUGCAGCUGCCAUCAGGAAGGAGAUAAAGGAGCUUCAGGACCCACAACAUCACAGUCAGGGACAGUUAUUACCCUUCAACCAUCGAGCUCUUGAACCAGAGGAGAUAAUUUCGCUCACCCCAACAUAGAACUGUUCCCACAACCUAUGGAUUCACUUUCAAGGACUGUUCAUCUCAUGAUCUUGAUAUUUAUUAUUAUUAAUUUUCUCUUGUAUUUGGACAGUUUGUUGUCUUUUGCAUAUCGGUUGUCCAUCUUAUGUGUGGUCUUUCAUUGAUUCUUUUGUGCAUUUUUGUAUUUACUGUGAAUGCCCACAAGAAAAUGAAUCUCAGGAUUGUAAGGGGUGACAUGUACAGACUGUACUUAAGACAAUAAAUUUACUUUGAACUUAUAAUCAAGAAACUGUCAACCUUCGCUUUAAAUAUACUCAAUGAUUUGGCUACCACAGCCAUCUAGUAAUGAAUUCCAUAGAUUCACCCACCAUCUGGCCAAAAAAAAAAUCCUCAUAAUCUCUGUUCAAAAGGGACAUCUUCUAUUCUGAGCCUCUGGUCCUAGACUCUCCCACUAAUGGAAACAUCCUCUCUACGUCCAGUCUGUCGAAGUCUUCCUUUACUUAAUAGGUUUCAGUGAGAUGGCCGCUCAUUUUCUCAACUCAAGUGAGUACAGGGCCAGAGCCAUCAAACAGUCCUCACACAUUAACCCUUUACCCAGAAUCAUUCUCAUAAACCACUUCUGGGCCUUCUGCAAUGCCAGCAGCCCCGUUUCUUUGAUAUGGGGCCCAAAAUUGCUUUCAAUGCUCCAAAUGCCAUCUGACCAAUGCCUUACAAAGCCUCAGCAUUCCAUCUUUGAUUUUAUAUUCUAGUCUUCUUUAAAUGAAUUGCAUUUCAUCUACUUACUAGCAACUCAACCUGCAAGUUAACACCUAUAGGGACUCCUGCACUAGGAAUUCUAAGCUCUUUUGCACCUCCAAUUUCUGAAUGUGCUCCCUGUUUAGACAACAAUCUGUCUUUAUUCCUUCUUUCAAAAUACAUGACCAUACACUUCCCUACACUGUAUUCCAUCUGCCACUUCUUUGUCCAGUCUCCUAAUCUAUCCAAGUCCUUCUGCAGAUUUCUUGCUUCCUCAACAGUACUUGCCCUUCCAGCUACAUUUGUAUCAUCUACAAUCUUUACCACAGAGCCAACAAUUCCAUCAUCCAGAACAUUAACUAAUUGUUAUAAAUCAUUAUAUAUGGUCAUGGUGAGACUACUUCUGGAGUAUUGAGUGAAAUUCUGACAUAUAUAUACACACACACACACAUUUGCAAUGGAAGAAAUGCUGUGAAGAUUCAACACUUAUAGUAACUUCUUAGAGAGCUUGGCAGGCUUUGUAUAGGGAGGAACCUUCCCCAUUGAGAAAUAAUUCUCAGAGUUAUGGUCUUAAAAUAAGCAUGAGGGCAUUUAUAAAUAAAAUAAGGAGAAACAUUUUCACUCAAAGGACAGUGAAUGUUUGGAAUUCUCCAUCUCAAUUAGUUAUUUCAUUCAAAACUGAGAAUGACAGACUUCUCAUUAUUAGAAGGAGCAAAACACAGGGAUACAGCAGGAAAAUAAAGGUAGGUCAGGCAGAGUCUACUUACUGGUGAACAAUUAAAGAUUGUGGAUGGUUGUUAUGUGUUGAAAUCAAUGAGCAAGUUUGCGGAAAUAUAGCCAGCUUUCAUCUUGUAUGGCUGAUGAGAAAUAAAGCUACAAAUUAAUGACAUGGCACACUCUACUCGAAAUGUCAGUGACAGUGACCUAGGGUUUCUUCUUCACUCUUAUUCACUGCUUUCACUUUGCAUACCAAUUAUAUCAGCUGAACUUGCAUUCCACUUUUGUACUAUUACUUAUUAAUAAUAAAAGAUAAUUUAUUAACAGGUAAUGAUAAAUCCAAAUAAUCAACUGAUCUGAUUUGGCGCUUGUUCACAAUUUGAACCUGGCUAUGGAAGAAGUCAAACAAAAUAGAAAGUUCAUUAAUUAGUUUCAGAUGAGCUUCACCUAGUCUGAGGACAUUAUAUUGGAUGAGCAAGUGGUGCAAGAAAAUAAUAGUGGAUCAAAACAGGUACAGUAUUCUCCACUUCCUAUUUCCCUACAUGAAGGCAAAUAAAACAGAAGGGGGAAGACAAGAGUACUGGAGGUGUUGUUACAGGACACUUUGUUGAAUUUUAAUCUGACAGGUUUGUAAGGAAGAGAAAAUAUGAAGAAGUCCUAGGCAGGUCAGGCUACCCAUGCAUGAAGUGUUCUUCGGCCUCCAGCCAGUAGUCAUAUUUCCAUGUCUGCAAAGGUGGAAUGACUCCCUUUGGCAGAUCUUGCACUGGAAAGUGUACCAGUAAAGUGCAGAUGGCAAUACAAGAUUGAGGGAAUGCCUGACUAGUUGUUACACUGCAAAGUCUUUGCUUCAGAAGGUGUCUCAUACACACACACAAAAAAGUAAUCAGUGCUCAACGGCAAAUAAUAGGUAAAAUCUCCAAGUUGCUAACUAAUAUUUCCUUAAGUCCUGGCACAUGUAAUUGGCAAUAAAUGUGAGGACAUUAUUUCAGCCCUGUGGGUCAGGAGAGUAACAAAGUUCAGGAAUCCAUCACAAAUACCUGCUAAAUGCUGUAAGACUGACAGUAAUGGAGAUUGAAAUUAGUAGUGAUGCUGCAUAAGUACUGAUUUAUGAAAAUCGUGUACAGAAGAUAACCUUCAUCGCAUUACUAGUUCAUAAACCACUGUGUUGACUUUACACAGUAAUCAAAAUUGAUUGGGUGUUAAGCUGCUCCAAUAGUUUCUUGCGUUCUCACAUCUAAGGUUUUCUUUCCCUGGCUUUUGCUUGCCUUCACUUACUGAUCUGCUUUUUUUUACAAUUUCAGUUCAAAGCUUUCCAGCAGUGAUGUGUGGUAGGUAAAAUGAUACUCAUCAAUAUCAGCCACACACACUCAUCAACCAUCUCAAUGCAUCAGGAGCAUCCUACUAAACUCAUCAAUAUUUCUCCAUGCAUGCACAGUUGACAUGAAGUGUUCAGGCACAGUAAGUUGGAAGACAAAUGGUACGUUAGACUUCAAUGCAAGAGGAUUUGAGUACAUUUACAAGGAUGCCUUGGAGUUUCUGGCGCAGUUUUUGUUUCCUUAUCUGAAAAAAGACAUUCUUGCCUCUGUCUGGGUUGUCAGGACAGAUAUAUGAAGAGAUUCACAAGACUACAGAAGAAAGGGAGGAGAUCUCUUACAAAAUUAACAAAACUGAACAGACUAGGUUAUUUCUGAUGGCCAGAGAAUGCAGGACCAGGGCCAGAGUAUUAAGAUAUAUCAAAGCAUUCUCAUCAAUCCUGAAGAGAUCAGGAUCUAAUGGGCCCUGUAACACACUCAGGUGAACUGAGAUGAGCUAAAAUGGAGUAUACCAUUUGAACCAGGAUCAGGAAACCUUUCUUCAUGCAGACAGAUAUAUUCCUUAAUGCCAAAGGGAUCAAGGGAAUAUCAGUAGAGGAUAGGACCUGGAUGUUCAAGUCAAUGAUCAUGUCGAUUGGUGGAGAAAGGUGUAAAGUCCACUCUUGCUCCCAUUUUCCUGUGUUAAACACCUCUGAAUGACUAUUGAUGCUCCCCCUUAAGUCAUCAGCAUCUUCGUUCACUUUACAGCAUCACCACAAUUAAUCACUAACCCCUACACUGUCCUACCUCACACACAGUCAUCAACACCCAUCACAUUCACUUCUGUGAUGAUCAUUACACCCUCCCAAUACAUUAACACACCCCAUAUCCAUAAACAUCCUCACUCAAUGUACCUCCAUUCAUAAACAACUCUACCAAUUCAUCAACACCUGUCAUACUAUCAACACACCCUCAUACUAAUCAAUAUCCCUCUCACUUAAUUACAGCCUGAUACACUCAACUGCACUCUGCACACUUAUCAACACCCUUAGGGUCAUUGAUUAAGCACUAAAUAUUAUUCAGUUCAGAAGAAGUUUAACUCACACCCAAACCAUUGCUAACUGUCCCUCCAGAGACAAAAACUCUGGAAAUCAAUGAUUCUGGCUUUACUGCUCUGGAAGCCAGUGGUUUCGCGAGAAUCAGCCCCUACUUGA